This is a messenger RNA of Diaporthe batatas, 708 nucleotides long. RefSeq lists its product as uncharacterized. The coding region runs from base 1 to 708 and encodes 235 amino acids. The transcript has a single exon. The record is from RefSeq and is a predicted model, not a curated record. Gene Ontology annotation, biological process: oxidative demethylation. Gene Ontology annotation, molecular function: oxidoreductase activity; demethylase activity. NCBI's taxonomy places the organism in Eukaryota, Fungi, Ascomycota, Sordariomycetes, Diaporthales, Diaporthaceae.
AUGGAGGAGCUAUCCAUCGAGCCACGUGGUAUCUUCUGGCAGCAGGACUUCAUAACCGCGGAGCACGAGCAAAAUCUCAUCGACAUCUUCCGCCAGCUCGAGUGGCCUGAUCGAACCGGUCGCAUCUCUAUCCAUUUCGGUUACACCUUUGACUAUAAGACAUUCGGCGUCGAUCCGAACAUUCCCUUCAAGGAGUUUCCAGUCUGGCUUCAGCCACUGAUACCCACUCAUGAGGGCCGUCCGCCCGAACAAGUCUGUCUGCAGCACUACCCACCGGGAGCCGGCAUCCCACCCCACGUCGACACCCAUUCGACCUAUGACCAGCUGUAUGCUCUCUCUAUAGGCGCACCGGUCUUCAUGCAAUUCAGAAAGGGAGAUCGCCGGGUCGACGUCGACCUGACCCCCCGCAGUCUGAUGAAAAUGUCUGGAGACUCCCGCCUGCAUUGGACCCACUCCAUCAAGAAGCGCAAGACUGACGUCCUCGACGAUGGAACUGUGCGGCCGCGAGAGGACCGUUGGAGUAUCACCUAUCGCUGGUUGAGGCCUGGUGCCGAGUGUCCAUGCGGCGACUCCGAGCUCUGCGACUCUGCCCAGAAGCGGAUGGGCAUCGAGCGAGAAUAUCGCUGGAAGCAGUAUGAGGCGAGCCAAGACGCUACCGGCCCGGGCGCAUCAGAAGAUCCAAACCAGGACCAUCCACCUGCGCUGUAA